Molecule: messenger RNA, 2634 nt
Organism: Periconia digitata
Lineage: Eukaryota; Fungi; Ascomycota; Dothideomycetes; Pleosporales; Periconiaceae
Source: the annotation of a GenBank genome assembly
UUCUCCAAAACAACAACCCACCACAUCACCAUGGCCGACGGUGAAGAAGAUUUCAGCGCCCUACCGCUACCCGAUCGUUUCGUUCACAAGAACUGGAAAGUCCGGAAAGAAGGUUACGAAGCCGCCGCCAAAGAAUUCGACCUCGCCGCCAGCGAAUCAGACCCCGUCGUGCGCCAGUUUAUACAAGAUGCCGGCAUAUGGAAAGGUGUCGUAGGCGAUUCCAACGUCGCCGCACAACAAGAAGGCCUCAAGGCUUUGUGCUCCUUCCUUCAGAUUGCCGGCGCCGCCGGUUCAACACGAACACGAAACCACACAGUAGCUACCAUCGCAGAGAAGGGUCUUCCCUCGACGAGACCGGCCGCAAAACAGAGCGCACUCGAAGCCCUGAUGCUGUAUAUCGAAACUGACAAACCCGACCCCGUUAUCGAAGAGCUGCUACCCAUCCUCUCCCACAAGCAACCCAAAGUCAUCGCAGCCACCCUCGACGCUUUGACCCAAAUAUAUCACGCAUAUGGCUGCAAAACCAUAGAGCCGAAGCCUGUGCUCAAGGCCCUACCAAAGGUCUAUGGCCAUGCAGACAAGAAUGUGCGCGCAAAGGCACAGGAGCUGACCGUCGAAUUCUACCGAUGGCUAAAGGAUGCCAUGAAACCCCUGUUCUGGGGUGAUCUGAAGCCCGUCCAGCAAACCGACUUGGAUAAGCUGUUCGAAAAAGUCAAAGACGAGCCUCCACCCAAGCAAGAGCGUUUACUGCGAUCACAACAGGCUGCUAAGGAAGCCGCUGCCGCUGCCCCUGGUGCAGAUGACGAGGAAGAAGGAGACGAAGAAGAGGAAGCCAUUGAUUUGGAACCAGAGUACGAGGCUGUCGACGUUCUCCCCAAGAUACCCAAAGACUACACGGAGCGGUUGGCUUCAUCCAAGUGGAAAGACCGUAAAGAUGUGUUGGAUGAAGUGCACAAGAUUCUCAGUGUUCCCAAAAUCGCCGAGGGUCCAUUUGAUGAGCUGCUUCGGGGCUUUGCUAAAAGCAUGAAGGACGCCAAUAUUGCCGUGGUCAUUACAGCCGCCAACUGCGUCGAAUUACUCGCCAAGGGCUUGAAGAAGAGUUUUGGCAAAUACCGGUCUACCAUCAUGGCACCCAUGAUGGAGCGUCUCAAGGAGAAAAAAGCGACCGUCACCGACGCUAUUGGCGCUGCUUUAGAUGCUGUUUUUGCUUCUACUUCUUUCCAAGACUGUCUGGAGGAGAUUGUCGAAUUUUUGAAGCACAAGAAUCCUCAAGUCAAACUGCAGUCAACACUAUUUCUUGUACGAUGCUUAAAGACAACGAGGGAAGCGCCCUCGCCUCCGGAGGUCAAAACGAUUGCCGAGGCAUCCACCAAACUACUCACCGAAUCCCAGGAGGUCCAGCGUUCUGCUGGUGCUGAAGUUCUAGGCACGCUGUGGAAAAUUAUGGGUGAUCGCCCCAUGAAUGCUCAUUUGGACGGUUUGGACGAUAUUCGAAAAGCCAAGAUCAAGGAAUUUCACGACUCCGCAGAGGUCAAGGCGAAAUACAAGCCAAAAGCCGCGGCACCACCCAAGCCUGCCCCUACUGCUGCACCGGCUGGAAAGAGGCCAGUAGGUAAGCGACCCGCUCUUGGAGCAAAGAAGCCCACACCAGCGCCAGCGGCAGCAGCACCCCCUCCUCCUCCUGUAGAAGAACCGGCUGCUCCAUUAGCCCCAAAGCCUACGUCGCGGCCAGGUGUCUCCAAGUUGGCUGGACCAAAAUCACGCCUCGGAGGUCUCAAGAAGCCAGGUUCUGGAAUCGCUGCUCCUCCAGCUGCUGGCGCCUCACCGCGUCGCCCCGUCGUCUCGCCGCCUCCUGAGGAAGUUGCGCCACCUCCAGCUGCCCCUAAACUUGGACUCGGGAGGGGGCUGGCAGGGCGACCUCUUGGAAAACCACAAGCGGAACCUGCAACGCUCGCACCCGCUGUACAAGUGCCAAGUGGCCUUGGCCUUGUGGAACGAGCAGAGCUCGAGGAGCUACGAGCGGAAGUGGAAAGGUUACGGAGGCAAAACGAGGAGAUGCGCUCGGAGCGGACAAAACUCACGUCCCAAGUACACGAGCUGCAAAACCAGAAUGCCCAGCUUAUUGAAGACCACACUAGAGAUGUACUUUCCAUCAAAGCCAAGGAAACACAGCUGGUACGAGCCCGUUCCGACUUUGAAGCUGCGGAACAGACUGUGCAGAACCAGCGACGCGAGGUAGACCGCUUGAAGCGCGAGCUCAGCCGGCAAGUCCGUGCCACGUCGCCGCCUCCCACGGAUCUCUCAGACCAAAUUUACGCCGACACGAAUGGUGGAGGCCGCCUGGGAGACUCUGGAUAUGGAGGUCAGGGCAUCUACAACAAGAGAGAGCGCCUUGCAAGCGGGCCUACAAGCCCAAUCAGUGAAGGAGCCAAUUCGGCACAGUCGUCGAUGUCUUCUCGAGGUGGGGGUCGCAUCAGCCCUGCAGAAAGCAACAGCAUGGGAACUCGGAUCGGAGGCACGCAAGCGACUGCAGGUGCCGAGAGCUGGAAACGGGCGGCAGAGGUCACCCAGAACCUGAAGCAGCGUAUAGAGAUGAUGAAGGCAAAACAGGGUCUCGGAAGACAACAGCAAUAA